AUGGCUUCGUAUGACUCCGACUCCUCUGAUGGAGAGUUCACAGAGACAAACGUCCUGCUCGGCUACGCUUCCACAGAUGCCGAAGACGAGACCAUCAGCAGAUUGGGCGGCACGCCUGAAUGGCUAGAUGCCGACAAGCCACCCUCUGCAGCUCUUGCUCGCUGCAAAGCCUGCAACGAUCUCAUGGUUCUGCUCCUGCAACUGAAUACCGAAUUGCCAGAAAAAUUCCCCGGUCACGACAGGCGUCUGUAUGUCUUUGUGUGCAGGAGGGAGACUUGUCGUCGCAAAGCUGGCAGCAUCCGAGCUCUGCGAGGUGUCAGGAUAUGGGACAAAGACGUUCUCGCCACGACGAGCAUCCAUGCUGCGCCCAAAGAGGAAGAGCUGGAGCCUAAGAGCCAAGGUGCAGCCCUGGGUGAUGCUCUCUUCGGAAAGGGCCCUGGUGGUAGCUCAUCUUCUGGAGGCAAUCUUUUUUCUGGCAACGCAAACCCGUUCAGUACCGGCAGUGGCACCAGCAUGACCAAUCCGUUUAGUACCUCGUCUGCACAGAGCCCUCUCAGCUCGCAACCACAGCAAGACCCGCCCGCCCAUGCUGAACCCAAGGAGAAACCAGCGACUUCCCCUGGAUUGAGCAAGACCUUUGCAGAAACAUUGUCGCUCGACACGACUUCCGCGAAGCCUCCGCAACCAUAUGAACCGUGGCCAGACGCUUUGUCUCGGCCCAAACCGUACCCAACUUUAUACCUCGCCGAAGCCGAUUACGAAACUCUUGAGCCGACGUCGGCGAAAAUACCUGCAAAUGCUCGGAUCGAGGAGGCGGAUGCCCCAGAAACGGUGUCAAGCCUGGACAAGGAAGCGUUUGAAUCAUCCAUGGACGCCACGUUUCAAAAGUUUGCGGAUCGUCUCGCGCAGAAUCCCGACCAGGUGAUCCGCUACGAGUUUGGCGGCACACCCUUGCUGUAUUCGAAAACAGAUGUCGUUGGAGAAAUGCUCAGCAGAGGGUCGAUACCUGGAUGCCCCAACUGCGGUGGGAGGAGAACGUUUGAAGUUCAGCUCACGCCAAAUGCUAUCGCGGUGCUAGAGGCUGACGACUUGGGCUUGGAGGGAAUGGAAUGGGGAACGAUUGUUGUUGGCGUGUGCGACAAGGAUUGCGCACCUAGACAUGUUGAAAAGGACGAGCCUGGGUAUCUGGAAGAGUGGGCUGGCGUGCAAUGGGAAGAGCUUGCAAAGCAGAAUUGA
Messenger RNA from Ustilaginoidea virens, 1236 nucleotides. RefSeq lists its product as uncharacterized. Gene Ontology annotation, biological process: maturation of SSU-rRNA. Bases 1 to 1236 code for a protein of 411 amino acids. The record is from RefSeq and is a predicted model, not a curated record. NCBI's taxonomy places the organism in Eukaryota, Fungi, Ascomycota, Sordariomycetes, Hypocreales, Clavicipitaceae. The transcript is spliced from 2 exons. Gene Ontology annotation, cellular component: cytoplasm.